AUGUUCAUUUUUUCAUCACCGUCGUUUGUCUUUGCCCUCCUUUUCUCCCAUCACUUCUUCAGCCUGCAUCUGCACUUCUACACUAGAGACGCUCCGGCUCGAGCCUACCAGCUCCGUCGUGGCCUACACGGACAACCACCGACUGGCCCGGCCGCUAACCUUGUUCUGGUCGGCUUAAAUCCUGCCUCCCAGGGCCUCUGGCACCAUCCACAACAGCGACAAUCCAAACCGCAUCUGAGACCACAACACAAACAACAGUUGUCCUUGCCGUUGCGUCUUUCUAGCUUGCCUCCCCAAAGUAAUACUGCUCGCCAGCGUUCCGAACCGCCCACGUCUGACCGAACCUCCAGAUACAUCCGGGAAGUGACGCCUGCGUCACUUUGCUCUUCCUCUUCGAACAACUGUACCACUACCACCGCCUCGCUCACCACUGACCUUUCAUUCUCCAUAGCUGCAUCUCAUCGGCUUCUUUCGGCUACAGAUUGCGCCUCUGCAUGGAGGCAGACUCGACAUUCAUGGCUUCAGAAAGGCAAUCGGCUCUGCCGGCCUCGGGAUCUAGACAUUGUGGAGACCACCAGGACAUCGAGCAUGUCGAUAAUCCCAAAUUUCGUUGGUCCUCGAAUCGAUAGAGACGAUGCCACUGAUGGUGGACUCGAUUCCAAGACAACGAUUCCAAGAGGAGUGACGACGACAACCACAAUCCGUUCUUGGUCAAACGAGAAAUGUUCGCCCGAUUGCGUUGUGGUUGCUGCAGUAAUAGGCGAAGAUACAGCUAAAAUGGUUGAAAGUGGGGUAGAUUUGGCUCAGGCGAAACGACGCUUGGGGGCUGGAAGGAGUACAAAGAAUACGGUCUCGAGUGCGCUGACGUUGAUGAAACGGGAAGGUCGACAGCCCUCGUUACCGCCUAUGAGCAGCUGCCUCCUCGGUUGGACGCACCCUUCCACGGUUAACCGGUCACGACCAGAACAAUUCAGUAAGUAA
Protopolystoma xenopodis is the source of this 981-nucleotide messenger RNA. NCBI's taxonomy places the organism in Eukaryota, Metazoa, Platyhelminthes, Monogenea, Polystomatidea, Polystomatidae. The record is from the annotation of a GenBank genome assembly.